AAGAGAGUUGUGUAUUUCCCGCAGGGGCAACGCAGGGAGAGAAUUGCACGAGUAGUAAGAGAGUUGUGGGAAAAAAGUUAAAGAAGCGCACCGGCCACCGGCCACUAUGAAUAUGAAUAUGGCUGGAAAUUUGUUUCUCCAUUCUUGACAACUGCACUACCAAAUUGCCAAAACCUCAACUCUACAAUGGAAUCCCAGGACAAGGUGCAGGUUCAGUCAUCAUCAGCUCCCAAGCUAGUACUCUACUCCUAUUGGCAGAGCUCUUGUUCUUGGCGUGUUCGAUUUGCUUUGAAUCUUAAAGGACUUUCUUAUGAGCACAGGGCUGUCAAUCUUGAUAAAGGAGACCACUUCACUCCAGAAUUUGAGAAAUUAAAUCCCCUUCACUAUGUCCCAGUCUUGGUUGAUGGAGAUGUAGUUGUUUCAGACUCGUACGCGAUUAUACUGCAUUUGGAACAAAAUUAUCCUCGAAAUCCUUUGUUGCCAUCUGAUCCUCAACUUCGAGCAAUCAAUCUUCAGGCUGCAAGUAUUGUGUCAUCCAGUAUACAGCCUCUUCACAUGAUGGCGGUCACGAAAUAUGUCGAGGAAAAGUUUGGGCCGGAAGAGGGAGCAGCUUGGGUGCAGAUCCAUAUAGAGAAAGGCUUCUUGGCUGCUGAAAGACUGUGCUGGCACGUAUUCUACAGGAGACACGGCCUACAUGGUAAAAUUGUCUUCCCGUUACUUUGCAGCUGCAAAGAAUGUGCGGAUAGUUUGUUUACGAUGAAUGUGAUUGUGGCAAAACCGCAGGCGGAAGUUGGAGUUACUGCAAAGAGAUUUAACAUCGAUAUGUCGGAACUCCCAACGUUGGAUGCAAUAUAUAAGUCGUGCAUUGCGCUGCCAGAGUUCGAGGCUUCUUUGCCGGAGAAACAACCUGAUGCUGUGCCAUACUUCUUUCUUUUGUUCAACUCUUGGUUUUUUAAAUAGUUACCGUCAAAACUUGUAUUCUCUAUGGCUUUUUAUUCUCAAAAAUAUUUUGCUAGAUGAGAUUUGCACUUUAAAGCCCCAAAAUCAUCCAUAUGGUUUACUAAUGUAUAAUAAUCAUUGAUGUGAUAAUUUUAUUUUAA
This is a messenger RNA of Salvia splendens (bonfire salvia), 1100 nucleotides long. RefSeq names its product glutathione S-transferase 2-like. NCBI's taxonomy places the organism in Eukaryota, Viridiplantae, Streptophyta, Magnoliopsida, Lamiales, Lamiaceae. Gene Ontology annotation, molecular function: glutathione transferase activity; maleylacetoacetate isomerase activity. Gene Ontology annotation, cellular component: cytoplasm. Bases 187 to 960 code for a protein of 257 amino acids. The record is from RefSeq and is a predicted model, not a curated record. Gene Ontology annotation, biological process: L-phenylalanine catabolic process; glutathione metabolic process. The transcript is spliced from 10 exons.